Messenger RNA from Paramormyrops kingsleyae, 1596 nucleotides. Its product is annotated as C-X-C chemokine receptor type 4-like. NCBI's taxonomy places the organism in Eukaryota, Metazoa, Chordata, Actinopteri, Osteoglossiformes, Mormyridae. Gene Ontology annotation, biological process: positive regulation of cytosolic calcium ion concentration; G protein-coupled receptor signaling pathway; cell chemotaxis. The record is from RefSeq and is a predicted model, not a curated record. Gene Ontology annotation, cellular component: membrane; external side of plasma membrane. Gene Ontology annotation, molecular function: C-C chemokine binding; C-C chemokine receptor activity.
GAGCAAAGCAAAGCUGCUCUUAUAAGGAAAGUUAAGGAGCGUGUGCUGCCAGGGGAAUUCACACCAAAAUGUCCGACUUACAGUUUGACGAAAGUUUUGUACUGGAGUUUAACGACUCUGAUAUUGGAUCGGGGGAAUGGAUGGAAGAUAACUUUGAAGAGCCGUGCUACCGAGCUAUUGACCCCAAAUUAAAGAAAAUCUUCCUCCCAACGGUUUACGGAAUAAUCUUUGUUUUGGGAAUAGUUGGCAAUGGACUGGUGGUCAUAGUAAUGGGCUAUCAGAGAAAGUCCAGAACGAUGACAGACAAAUACAGGCUUCACCUCUCUGUGGCAGACCUACUGUUUGUCCUUACGUUGCCGUUCUGGGCUGUGUAUGCAGCAAGUAGCUGGCACUUUGGGAGCUUUCUCUGCGUGGCGGUCCACAUGAUCCACACCGUGAACCUCUACAGCAGCGUUCUGAUCCUCGCUUUCAUCAGCCUGGACCGCUACCUGGCAGUGGUGCGUGCCACCAACAGCAAUGCCCCAAGGCGCCUCCUGGCUGAGAAGGUGAUCUACGUGGGAGUUUGGUUGCCAGCCGUGCUGCUCACUGUGCCAGACAUGGUGUUCGCCAAGGUGCACGACUCUAGUACUGGGAUAUCCUGCGGGCGCACGUACCCGGAUCCGGGCGACAUCUGGGCCGCCGCAUUCCGCUUCCAGCAAAUCCUGGUGGGAUUUCUGCUGCCAGGGCUGAUAAUCCUCACCUGCUAUUGCAUCAUCAUCUGCAGACUGUCCCAGUGUUCUAAGGGGCAGCACAAGCGCAAGGCGCUGAAGACCACCGUGGUGCUCAUCCUGUGCUUCUUCAGCUGCUGGCUGCCCUACUGCUUGGGGAUCUUUGUGGACACCCUGAUGAUGCUGAAGGUGAUACCCUACAGCUGCUCCUGGGUGCAGAGUCUGGAGAAGUGGAUCCCCAUUACGGAGGCCCUGGCAUACUUCCACUGCUGUCUCAACCCCAUCCUUUAUGCCUUCCUGGGGGUUAAGUUCAAGAAAUCUGCCCGCAACGCCUUGAGUACGAGUCGGGGAUCCAGUCGUAAGAUGCUUCCCAAGAAGCGUGGUGCCAUCUCCUCGGUCUCCACCGAGUCGGAGUCUUCCAGCUUCCACUCCAGUUAGCCGAACUUCACACAAAACCAACUAUGUUCCAGAAACCAAAACUUUGGAAUACAGACUGCUUGUAAAUAUAUAUAUUUUUUUUCAUUUUGUUUAUUUAACUUAGCUAAACGUUUAAUGCGCCAAAGCAGUGGUUGAAUGUUCAGGCAGAGCCUGCUGGCUAUUGUUCACCUGUAUGUUAAACUGUAAAUACGUAUCUGAUGCUUCGGCCCGUGGGAACAGACGAAGUAUUGUACAAAAAUAGGCGACUCGCCAGUGUAUAUGGUUUGUGACUUGCUAGACCUUUUUAUGUCAGCACUUACACCUGUUUGUCUGCAAAAGGAGUGGUUAUUUAUGGACACUGUAUGCAACACUGUUUUUUUUCACUGAAUGUCUAUGUGGUUGUCUAGUGUUUUUCAUCACAGCUGUGAUUAUUGUCUAAAUGCUAAUAAUAAAAAUCUUGAUUUCCUACUUA